Messenger RNA from Paramuricea clavata, 909 nucleotides. The record is from the annotation of a GenBank genome assembly. NCBI's taxonomy places the organism in Eukaryota, Metazoa, Cnidaria, Anthozoa, Malacalcyonacea, Plexauridae.
AUGGUGGAUCUCCCCCCUCUAGUGGUCAACCCCUUGUCAGUGGCCACAAACGCUAGGGGUAAGAAACGUUUAGUCUUAGAUCUCAGACACGUCAACCCUCACUUACACAAACUUAAAUUUAAAUGCGAGGAUGUUGACACAGCAGUACUCUUACUGAAUCCUGGUGAUUUCUUGUUCACAUUUGAUAUCAAGAGUGCAUACCAUCAUGUAGAAGUUUUUAAAGAUCAUCAAACAUAUUUAGGUUUUCAGUGGGUUUAUAACGGCAAGUCCCAAUAUUUUAUUUUUCGGGUUCUGCCCUUUGGGCUUUCUACUGCACCUCUGGUGUUUACUAAAAUUUUAAAACCAGUACUUCGACAUUGGAGGUCCUCAGGUAAAAGAGUCUGCAUGUUUCUGGAUGAUGGCUUAGGGGGUGGUUUAUCACUACAGAGUGCCACCAUAGUCUCACAGGCAAUCAAGAGAGAUCUGAUUCAGUUAGGGUUCCUUCUCAGCGAGAGUAAGUGUUUUUGGGAACCAAUGCCGAUACAAACAUGGCUUGGCCACAUUUUUAAUAUGUCUCUUAAUCAGUUGUUUGUUACCGAAACACGGUUACAGAAAUUGGAACAAUCUCUAGAUAACAUCUUAGGGUGCCCCAAAAAAGUAACGGCGAGACAACUGGCAGCAGUAGCAGGGCAAAUAGUGUCCAUGUCCCGGGCUAUAGGCCCAAAAGUUUAUCUGUAUACACGCCAUAUGUAUUUCGCUAUAGAGACUAGGGAACAUUGGGGAUCCAUUUUGUCAUUCAAUUCUAAACUCACAACAGAAUUGCAGUAUUGGGUAAGCAAUCUCCGCACCCUUAACGGUAGGGACAUGUUCAGAGAACCACAGCUUUUUGACACCAUCGUGUACUCAGAUGCCUCAGACCAAGGGUAUGGG